Molecule: messenger RNA, 1114 nt
Organism: Tribolium castaneum (red flour beetle)
Lineage: Eukaryota; Metazoa; Arthropoda; Insecta; Coleoptera; Tenebrionidae
Gene: Cib2
Product: Calcium and integrin binding family member 2
Exons: 4
Coding region: 269-841 (190 amino acids)
Biological process (GO): calcium ion homeostasis
Molecular function (GO): magnesium ion binding; calcium ion binding
Source: RefSeq, a predicted model, not a curated record
GUAUCGUGAUUACAUCAUUUGUUUGAAUAAUAAGUAAUCAGUUUAUAAGGCAAUCAAUCUAAAUUACUUGUAAUUAACGCUUGUUUUUACAUUAUAUUAAAAUGGAUUUAUUUCCCAAGAAACAGUUGCAAAAACUGUUCUGGAUCAAUAUUAAUUUCAUUUAAUAAAUGACUCAACCACACCUUCAGCUGCUCCACAUCUGACCACCCUCAGAAUUUAGUUUGUAGCACAGCUCUUAUCGGUGAUGUUUCGUGUUUCCUAAACCACCAUGGGAAAUAAAUUAUUGACAUUUUCGGAACAACAAUUAGAGAAUUAUCAGGACUGUACUUUCUUUACGAGAAAGGAGAUUUUAAGAGUCCACAAAAAAUUCAGAAAUAUUCGCCCCGAUUUAAUCCCGAAACGUAUGCGGCAAAACGAGCAAGUCACGAUUAAAGUACCACUGGAGGAUAUUGUUGAAAAAUUACCCGAACUGCGGGAAAAUCCUUUCAAAAAACGCAUUUGCGAAGUGUUCUCCCGCGACGGGAAAGGAAAUUUAUCUUUCGAAGACAUUCUGGACUUGCUUUCAGUGUUCAGCGAGCAAGCUCCAAGGGACAUAAAGGUUUUUUAUGCGUUCAGUAUAUAUGAUUUCGAUAAUGACCAGUAUAUCGGGUCCGACGAUUUAGACAACACGCUGCUUUUGCUCAUGCAUCAGGAACUAACACCUGAGGAUCGGCAGCAAAUCAUCGAAAAGGUUAUAGAGGAGGCAGACGUUGACGGGGACGGGAAGUUAUCUUUCAUGGAGUUCGAGCAUGUGAUUACGCGCGCACCCGAUUUUCUCUCCACUUUUCACAUUCGGAUAUAGCCAAAUCAAUGAUCAGAAACAAUAAAAUUUAUUUAUGCUUCAAAUUACAUCUCAUAUGUACAUCCAGGAGGAGAAAUAUAAGAAUAUAACAGUAAUAUGAAGAACAAAAGGCACGUAUAACACACACGAAGUGAUUGUCGCCAAGUCACAAUCAUGAAGUAACGAAAUAACGAAUAGAAAAGUAGUUUUAUUAGUCUCACAGCUACAUCGUAUUAAGAUUUCUUUGUUGAUUAUUGUAUUGAACAUUUAUGAAUAAACCACAGUUGGCCGCUA